UGGUACUGAGUACUUCACCCUGUCACUGUUCCACUAAAGCAUUACAGUCCACGUCUCCUGACGUUUUCAGAAAUAAAACUGAAAUGACUGAAAAGUCUCACUGGCAAAACACAAGAUCCCAAGAGUGCUGCUUGUAUAAAGUGCAUCAUUUUAUAUUUUACUGUAUAAAAUAUACAGUGAUCAACUAAAAGAGAAUAUAAAUCAACUUCAGGGUGAUAACAGUGACUCCACAGUCGGUUUUAUGCAUUACACAUUCAUGUUCACACUGUAAACAUUCUGUGCAGUGGUGUAUUUAUAGACGCUUCAUUUGUUCAUUGUUUCCCAGAAACGCAGCCUGAGCCCUAAAAGUGAAAGUAAAAGUACCAGAUAAAAAACAAGCUGUGGUUUGCACUUUGUCCACCAACGAAUUCAGUCCAGAGCGUGUAACUCGGCUGAGAUCCCCCUUCAAAAUGACCCAAGAGAUAAUCAGAUUUUUUGUCAUGGUCCUUGGGAACACCAUGAAUUCCCACAAGACCUUCAUGGAGCGUCUGACAAUUUCACAAAAACUUCGUGAAGUGAAGUCGGUGAACAACAGUGAUGUCAUCAUUGCUUUUGUCCCAGUUGUGUCUCGAGCUGGAACUGACAUUGGAGCUGCAAUGGCCAAAAUUCCUCAGGGUAAGCCUGUCGUUCUCGUGGUGCUCCACCACACAUUCGAUCAGGAUUACAUCGCUCCGGACAGCAGACUCUGUGUGAACAGGAAGUAUGUGUUUGCUGUAGAUUGUCUCUAUCAUGAAGACCAAGGUCUGCUGAAUUGCCUGCGCAAUGACGACGCGAUCAGAGCCGUGAAGAAGCACCUGAGAUGCGACGACCACAUUGAGGACGACUCCAGCUGUGCAAGCUGUGUUGGGUUCCAUCUAUGUAAAUCCGAUGCAGAAACUGGGGGGCGAUCCACCCUCAAUUUCCAAGCCAUGCUUAUACCAGUUCAUCCACGGCCAUCCCGAAGACGUUGCAUCUGUUUGGGUGUCUCUGCUUUUGUUGUUGUUGUUAUUGUUCUAGUUAUUCUCUUUCUCAUUCUGAACAGUGACGGACAUGGUGACACUCAAACUACGGUGAUACCUCCUAUAACUGUAGCUACACAUCAGCCUAACAUAACUGUAGCUACACAGCAGCGUAAGAAACGAUCCCUUCAGAGAGGCCGAGGCUAAUUCAUUAGUUUGGUGAACACCCAAGACUGUUGGGUUCGAGAUGAAAAGAUGGAGAUGAAACGAGAGUUUAGGAUUUCAGCUUUUAUUUCCUGGUGUUUACAUCUAGACGUGUUAAACAUAAAACAUACAACCUUUUGUAUCAGACCACCCACUUUUUAGGUGAGCAAAAGUAUAGGAACAGAUAAGUCUUGAAGUAAAUGAAAGUAAAUAACACUUAACAUUCGGCUGCGUGUCCCUUGCUUGAAAAAACUCAUCAAACUGCAUCAAUCCUGUGACUCACUGACACUUGUGUUGCUUCUCCAGGUUUUUACUGCAGCUUCGUUCAGUAGUUGUGUGUUUCGGGGGUUUCUCCCUUCAGUCUCCUCUUCAGGAGGUGAAAUGAUCAGUUGGGUGAAGGUCUGGUGAUGGACUUGUCCAGUCUAAAACCUUCCACUUUCCCCCUGAUGAAGUCCUGUGUUGAGGUGGAAGUGUGUUUUGGAUCGUUGUCUCGCUGCAUGAUGAAGUUCCUCUGAUUCAUUCGGAUGGAUUUCUCUGUAAAUCUGCAGACAGAACGUUCCUGUACAGUUCUGAAUUCAUUCUGCUGCUCCAUCAUGAGUUCAUCAUCAAUAAAGAUCAGUGAGAAUGUUCCAGAAGCAGCCAUGCAAGCCCAAGCCAUGACGCUACCUCCACCAUGUUCCACAGAUCAGCUCGUAUGUUCUGGAUCAUGAGCAGAUCCUUUCUUUCUCCACACUUUGGACUUUCCAUCACUUUGGUAGAGGUUCGUCUUGUUCCAGAACUUUUGUGGAUCAUCUCUGUAUUUCUUUGCCAAUUCCAAUUUGACUUUCUGACUCGUACUGCUGAUGACUGGUUUGCAUCUUGUGGUACGGCCUCGAUAUUUCUGCUCUCGAAGACUUCUUCAAACGGUGGCUUGUGAUGCCUUCAAUUCUGCCCUGUGGAGCUUGUUGGUGAUGUCACUGACAGUUGUUGUUGGGUUUGUCUUCACAGCUCUCUGUCAUCACCUGCUGUUGUUUUCCUUGACUGACCCGUUCGGUGUCUGUUCCUCAGUACACCAGCUGUUUCUUUCAUUUUCAUGACAUUCCAAAUUGUUGUAUUGGCUUUACCCAGUGUUUCUGCAAAGGCUUUGAUUGAUUUUCCCUCUUUCCCAGCUUCAAAAUGGCUCGCUUUUCUCCCCUAGACAGCUCUCCGAUCUUCAUGUUGGCUUAUCCUUUAUAACAACAUAUGCAGUCUUCACAGGUGAAACUGACGAGUAGAUGUUCAGAGCUAUUUAUUGUUUAAACAGUCGAUCUAACAGGACACACCUGGGGAACAAGAAACACCCGUCAGUCACGUGUUCCAAUGUUUUUGCUCCCUUACAAAUUGGGUGGUCUGAUACAAACUGUGCUAUGUUCUGUAUCUAUAUAUAAAUACCAGGAAAUAAAAGCUGAAAUUCUAAACUCUCUUCUCAUAUUCAUCUUUUAAUCUCAAAACCAAAUGUCUUCACUCUACAGCAAAAAAAAAUGAACUGGCUUCGCCGUUCCAAUAUUUUUGGAGGGGGACUGUAACUGUGACUAUACAGCAGCUUAAUAUAAUGGUAAUAAACAUUAACUUAACGUACUGGCGAAUAAACAGCGGCCUAAUAUAACUCUAAUUAUACAGCAGCCUGACAUAAUGGCAACAAAAUAGCAACGUAAUCUAACUAUAACUGCACAACAAACAUAAAAUAAACACUAAUCUUUCUUCUAAAUACUUUUUAAAAUUUCAUCAAUUCUUUUGAAUCAGCUUCAUUUUCAUUACAGUUAGAACUUUUCCUUUCAAACCUGUUGUGAGUAUUUUGACAUCAAUCAUUAUGCAAUCAUCGUAACAUAUACUUUAUAUACAUAUAAAGGAUUCUUUGAUUAAUAAAGGUUUCAUGUAGAACCUUACAACAGAGAUUUUCUGUUUCUGAGAGGGUUCUAGGUUGAACCACUGUUAGGGUGUAGUAAAUGAAGAAUUGCUUACGCAAAACUAGUAUGACUUGAUAUUACCUUGUAAUUGUUCAUAAGUUUAAGAUUACCUCCACUAUAUUUAAUGUUACUCCACUAUAUUUUGUAGUUUCUAUAUUUAAUGCUUAUUAAAUGCACAGAACAUUAAAAUCGGAAACGAAGUCUGACAAGAAUGUAACAGAAUAUAACAAGACUGAAUCUGUGUGUAAAGACUUCAUGAAUGUUUGUUUCUAAUCAAUAAAAUUCUCAUACGCUUA
Ictalurus punctatus (channel catfish) is the source of this 3402-nucleotide messenger RNA. RefSeq lists its product as uncharacterized. NCBI's taxonomy places the organism in Eukaryota, Metazoa, Chordata, Actinopteri, Siluriformes, Ictaluridae. The coding region runs from base 450 to 1184 and encodes 244 amino acids. The transcript is spliced from 5 exons. The record is from RefSeq and is a predicted model, not a curated record.